Molecule: messenger RNA, 912 nt
Organism: Arachis stenosperma
Lineage: Eukaryota; Viridiplantae; Streptophyta; Magnoliopsida; Fabales; Fabaceae
Product: bet1-like protein At4g14600
Exons: 4
Coding region: 356-760 (134 amino acids)
Source: RefSeq, a predicted model, not a curated record
GAUUCCUCUGGCAUUACGGCCUUUACCACAACGAUGCUGUCCAUAGAUCAAAUUCUCUAAGGAACUCGGCAAAAUAGCCCCGUAACUUCGGGAGAAGGGGUGCCCCUCACAAAGGGGGUCGCAGUGACCAGGUCCGGGCGACUGUUUACGUGAAUCCAAACACACACUUUAGAAAGAGAGAGAGAGAGUUGCUUCAUUCGUCAAAUUAAUCUUAUUGGUGCAACCUACCCAACCUACCGUCUCAGGGAUUUCCCCCAAAAAAUCUUUCUUCGGAGAUUUUUAGGGUUUUCCCUACUGGAUUUCUUCGCGAUUCUUCGAGAAGGGUUUUCGUGUUCUCCGUGAUAUUCCAUCUUUGAUGUCUUCCAAUUCGUACCGAAGAGGUUCCGCCUACGGUGAUGCCGCCCCUUUCCGAUCCAGAGAGGGGCUUAGCACGAGACCAGCUGCUUCCUCCGAUGAAAUCCAAUUGCGCAUUGAUCCCAUGGACAUGGACUUGGACCACGAAAUCACCGGUCUUCGCGGCCAAGUCAAAAUUUUGAGAAAUGUUGCUCAAGAGAUAGGUACAGAAGUAAAGCAGCAGAAGAUUUUUUUGGAAGAUCUGCAAACAUUGAUGACGAACGCUCAAGCCGGGGUUAAGAAUAAUAUAAGAAGAUUGAACAAGAGCAUUGUUCGAAGUGGUUCAAACCAUGUUGUUCAUGUGGUUUGUUUUGCAUUAAUUUGUUUCUUUGUAGUAUACGCUUGGUCAAAGAUGUUUAGAAAAUGAGGUCACUGUUAGGGGUUAUGAUGCUCCAGUUGAGUUGAAAAAAGAAGCCGUCAGCGUAGGCCUUCUUCAUUAACAUUUUGUUGUAUAGAAAAGCUCUACUAUCCAUCAAAGUGUAACACACUAUAUAGUUGAAAAUCUAGACUUUGGAAUUA